Astyanax mexicanus (Mexican tetra) is the source of this 2034-nucleotide messenger RNA. It is a transcript of the gene irf7, whose product is annotated as interferon regulatory factor 7. The coding region runs from base 110 to 1387 and encodes 425 amino acids. The transcript is spliced from 9 exons. Gene Ontology annotation, molecular function: DNA-binding transcription factor activity, RNA polymerase II-specific; protein binding; RNA polymerase II cis-regulatory region sequence-specific DNA binding. NCBI's taxonomy places the organism in Eukaryota, Metazoa, Chordata, Actinopteri, Characiformes, Acestrorhamphidae. Gene Ontology annotation, biological process: immune system process; regulation of transcription by RNA polymerase II. Gene Ontology annotation, cellular component: nucleus. The record is from RefSeq and is a predicted model, not a curated record.
UCGCUCUACCAGGUCCACUUCCAGCCACGCCCCCGCGCUCCACCGCGCGCCUCCAGAUAAAUACUGCAGCUGCUGGAGAGGAGAAGUGAGUGAAGUGCAGCAUGUUUAUAUGAGCCACCUGAUCGAGAGAAGCACCGAAGAGAGCAGCAGCAUGGCGAAGCCUCAGUUUGGUUCAUGGCUAUUAGAGCAAGUGCAGGCUGGAAGGUAUGAGGGUCUUUACAUGACUGGCACAGACACUUUCCGCAUCCCUUGGAAGCACAACUCUAGAAAAGACUGCGGCAAUGAGGACAACAGAAUAUUUAGAGAGUGGGCUGUGGUUAGUGGCAAAAUCUCUGAUUAUCCCAACGAUAAGGCCAAGUGGAAGACCAACUUCCGCUGUGCUCUCAACAGCCUCAAGCACUUUAAGAUGGUGGAGGAUCACUCCAAAGACUACCACGAUGACCCCCACAAAAUCUACCGCAUCGUUCGCCCUGAAAACAUCCACAAUGAGGAGAUGUACAAGACAGAAGACAUCCCAAUGGAGCGUGAGGAUUUGCCAUUUAACCUGGACACUCUGCAUCUCGAUUAUUCUGAUUACCAGCAAUGGGGAAACUAUUCGCAGCCUAUAGCAGAUCAAGGCAACUACUUUGCAAAUCCUGUGCCGGAAGUUAUUCUGCAACCUUGUCCGCAGAGUAACAUUCCAGCUCCAGUACCUGCUCUACUACCACCACCACAACAACACUACGCUGCAGUGCCUCCAUUUGAGAACCUGCCCUUUCCAUUCGAGCUGGAGAUCUCCAUUCACUACAGGGGAGCCGAGAAGCUGAAGGUCCAGAGCUCAGCUCAGUCUGUUCAACUCCACUACCACUGCGAUCCGUCUCAGCUGAGUGGCCAGUCCAUCCUUUUCCCCUGCACUGAAGGCCUUACGGACCAGAUACAGGUCGAGUACACCAAGCGCCUCCUGGACAGCAUCCAGAGGGGCCUGCUGCUGGAGGUGUGCCCAACAGGAAUCUAUGGCCUCCGCCAAGACAAGUGCAAUGUGUUUUUUAGCACCAGAGAUCCUGCCGAGAUUCAGAACCCAGAGCCCAAAAAGCUGCCCCAGAACUGCAAGGAACUUCUGUUUAGCUUCGAAAAGUACACCAAAGAUCUCAUGGAUUUCCAAAGCCACCAGCGUGGAUCGCCUGACUACACGAUCUAUUUGUGCUUCGGGGAGAAAUUCCCUGAUGGAAAGGCCCUGGAGAAAAAACUGAUAAUCGUAAAGGUUGUGCCUCUGAUCUGCCGUGAGCUUCACAAGAGAGCGCAGAUGGAGGGAGCAUCAUCUCUGCAUAACGACAACAUCAGCCUGCAGAUCUCCUACAGCCUGUUCGAACUCAUUGAGUCCACCUUCCUUCUACCCACAUUUGACUGAAGUUUCACUAUUUAAAACACUUCAAACAAGUUUCUCUCCAUUCUUCUUAACACUUACUCUUACACAGUCUGUCUGGACUUAAGAUUUUCAGAUAAUAAAUGUGUCUUAAAUAUAACUCUUCCCAUAGUAGAACUAGUAAACAUAGUAAAAAUGGGACGGUUGUGAGACAGGAGUCUCUACCUUUCCUGCUUCAAGUUUAACCAGUUUCGAUAUAAGUUCUCAGUAAAACAACUUGAAGUAAUUAGUUCUCCAAACUGGAAAACACCCCAAGCCCAGCUUCUGGCAGGACCAGUAUGUUGACAAUUUAAAGUUUACAUCUUGUAAUGUUCCAUUACAUUUUUUCUUUUAAAGCCAAGUCUUCCCACUCACUUCAUUAAUGAGGCAGUAACCUCAUUUUGGUAUUUAUAUCUUCUAAUGAAGAAUUCCCCUUGCUCUGCACUUGUAAGGGCUGAUCUUGUAAUACUUUCUUGUCUGUUAUUUUAAAUUAUUCUUUGUUUAGCUUGGUAUGUUGAAAACUGAAAGGUUGUAUCUGUUUUUGUAUGAACCUGAGAAUAAAUAAAUAUAUACAUAUACAAAAACACACUGUAAUAAUUUGUCUUGUUGGCUAUUUCUUAGAUAACUGUUUCUACAAAACGUUCUAUUAGAGA